Messenger RNA from Linum tenue, 1877 nucleotides. The record is from the annotation of a GenBank genome assembly. Lineage: Eukaryota; Viridiplantae; Streptophyta; Magnoliopsida; Malpighiales; Linaceae.
GUUUGUUGCUGAAAGAUACGUUAGUAAUAAUUAUCAUGUAAUAUUCCUCUCUUUUCUUCUGGGGGUGGUCUUUGUUCUUUCACCAUUGGGGAUACGGAGCUCUCUGUUUUGUUUAAUUCUUCAUUUGCAGUUCCUCUCGUCAGUGGUCACCAUUGUAGCCGCCUAUUUCCUCCCCCCUCUUCUUGCUCAAUUAUUCUUGGCUUGGCUUGGCUUGCCUUCUUUCUUUCUGAGGCUCUAAAUAAACCAAUUUUCCAAAGGGCAAGUAUAGCAAAACAUCUGGUUUUCAACUGUAGUCUGUUUUCUUCUUUUUUCUCAAUAGUUAAUUGCUUACUUGCUCAGCUUAGUUGAAAUGAAUGUCCUUGAGUGGGUUGUUGGAAUAGUUGGGAGGAAGUUGUUAUGCCGUGAUUACUAAUGAAUGCUUUGAUAAAUUGGGUUUUGUGGGCGGGGAAGGCUGAGAAUUGGAUUAGUUGUUAUCAGGGUUGAAAUGGAGGAGAGAUACGAGCCCAUUAAGGACCUUGGUGCAGGGAACUUCGGCGUCGCAAAGCUGGUUAAAGAUAGGAAGACUAAAGAACUUCUUGCUGUGAAGUACAUUGAAAGAGGGAAAAAGGGCCGAAAGCGGCUGACUUCAACACCAUAGGUGAAGAAAUGUAGAGGAUGUGGAAGUUAAAUCUGAUUGAUGAGCAUGUCCAGAGAGAAAUCAUCAACCACAGAGCUUUGAGGCAUCCAAAUAUAGUGAGGUUCAAAGAGGUUUGGCUGACUCCAACACAUCUGGCCAUUGUCAUGGAAUAUGCAGCUGGCGGAGAACUGUUUGCAAAGAUAUGCAGUGCUGGACGUUUCAGCGAAGAUGAGGCUAGAUUUUUCUUCCAGCAGCUAAUAUCUGGAGUCAGCUACUGCCACUCCAUGGAGAUAUGUCACAGGGAUCUGAAACUUGAGAACACGCUGCUGGAUGGGAGCCCUUCUCCGCGUCUUAAAAUAUGUGACUUUGGUUACUCAAAGUCUGGUUUAUUGCAUUCACAACCCAAGUCGACGGUGGGAACUCCAGCAUAUAUUGCCCCGGAAGUCCUAUCUCGGAAGGAGUAUGAUGGGAAGAUUGCAGACGUUUGGUCAUGUGGUGUGACGCUCUACGUUAUGCUUGUUGGAGGAUACCCUUUUGAGGAUCCUGAUGAUCCGAGGAACUUCCGAAAGACCAUUGGGAGAAUAAUGAGUGUUCAGUACUCUAUCCCCGAUUACGUACGUGUUUCUGCAGACUGCAAGCAGCUCCUUUCUCGUAUUUUCGUAGCCAAUCCUGCAAAGAGGAUCACCAUCCCGGAGAUCAAACAGCUGCCUUGGUUCCUCAAGAACUUGCCCAAGGAGCUGGCCGAGAUCGAGAAGACCAACUUCAGCGAAGCAGGAGGCUGUGAGCAACCGGCUCAGAGCGUGGAAGACAUAAUGCGUAUCAUCGAAGAGGCGAAGGUACCAGGGGAAGGUGCCAAAGCUGGCGGCGAGCAAACUACUAGCGGCGGUGCUGGGAUGUCGGAUGACUUGGGUUCCUUGGAACUCGAAUCUGACCUUAGCAGCGACUUUGUAGCUCAAGUGUAAGAGCAUUGCGGGGAGCUGGAGACUUUCGGGUCAAUACUUUGGAUUCCUUGAUCAUGCCAUUCAGACACUCAUUCGUGUGAAUUCCAGUUGCUCAAUGUCUUUGCUUUCUGGAUUUGGGUUCAUGGGUUGUGAUAUCAGAUGUCUCAAUGGUGCCUUGGGAAAUCAUUUCUGUGCCAAUGAAAAGGAGGAUCAUAUUGUAUCUUAACAUGUAUGUGCAGUUAUUAUGAUAUUUCAUAUUGAUACGGUUCGAUUCAGUUUCAAUAAUGUAAGCCUUUUCAUUUCGAUUGGUCCAAUAUCAA